GCGAUUGACGUACAGCUGCGGUGCGUAGAAAAGAAGCGGUGGUUUGUUGUGGGCUGUUCUGUAUCCCGUGGUUUGGUGAUAAUGACGGCGUUUCUGGUAAAAUCGCGGAUGUUGGUGACGGAAAAUCGGAAAACAACAAUCAACUGAUUGUCUACUGUGUGUCGCAUCAGAGCAGGCGGAAAGCAAAUGCACCAAAAGUAUCGAAGUGGUUUGGCAGAAAAAAAACGAUCGAACGGCGCUAGACGUUGACGGUGGUUGUGUGGUUCGACGGGGCCGGUCCUUGGGACGACCACGCGGUUAGAAACGCGAAGUGAAAACGCAGGCAAACUACUGCGACGGAGUGCAGUGUGAAAGAAGUACAAACCUUCGCCUCCUUGGACCGACGGCGGGGAAGCGCGACUGCAGCGCGGGGUUACUGAAGGUUGACGGAGCGCGCCGUGACAGCGCACGACGGACCAGCGCUGGCAUAACAUUGUGCAUGGGUUACGUAGUGAUUUCGCCGUGAUUCGAAAAGCUUCCAGAACCUAUCACCUUUCGACGACGGCCCGUGGCCACUCCGACACAUCAUCAUGGGUGGACUACUGGCGCUCGGGUCCAUCAUGUCCAUGAUAACGCUCACACCGUUCUUCGUUUUCCUGUUUUCCAUCGUGUUUAUGGCAUCGAUCGGAAAAUCGUUCGGUGUGCGGCGGCUGUACGUGAAUCUGUUGGUGAAAAUCUUCGAGUUCGGGCGACAAAAUAUCGAAUCGGUGCGGCAACAACAGUACGCCAACAUAACGAAAUCGGUCGCGGAAGUAGAACAAGCCCGGGCCGCAAGCGAAUCCGGCAACCAAACGACAGAAAGUAACGACAUCGGUGAUGGCAGUGAAACGAAGGUGAACGGAAGCAUCCCCAACGGGAACAGCACGACCGGCGGCCAACACCGGCUGUCGAACGGUGGCGACGCGUCAUACAUCGUGAACGGCGGUAACACGGUCAUUAGCCGGGCGGAGUCGCUGAUUCUGUCGCCGGAAGUGAUCGACGAUACGCGCAGCAAAAGCACGGAACCGCACGAGGAAGACGGCGGCACGGUGGGAGAGGAGGGCACGGACGGUGAAGACGGAGCGGGGACGGACGGUGGAUCGGAAGGCGGUGAGCAUGAGGCGGCCGGUUUCAAGUUGGCCAACUGCCUCGACUACGUCAAGUCCGGCAUGGAGGCGAUCAUCGAGGACGAGGUGACCAGCCGGUUUCUGGCGGAGGAGUUGAAAAAUUGGAACCUGCUGACGAGAACGAACCGACACUACGAGUUCAUCAGCUGGCGGCUGACGGUGAUCUGGAUGAUCGGCUUCCUCAUACGCUACUUCAUCCUGAUGCCGAUGCGUGUACUCAUCUGCUUCAUCGGGGUGGUCUACUGCGUGAUUGGCUUUGCUUUCGUCGGCAUGAUCCCGACCUACCGACUGCGCCGUGCGAUGAACGAUGUGGUGUUCAAGCACACCUUCCGCAUGAUCACGCGCUCGAUCUCCGGCGUUGUCCGGUUCCACCAUCCGGAGUACAAGCCGAAAAACUGCGGAUUCUGCGUCGCGAACCACACGACCCCGAUCGACAUUGCGAUCCUGUCGACCGACUGUACCUACUCGCUGGUCAUGUGGUUAACGUUCUGCACCGCCGUGGUAGGCUGCAUACCGGAGGGUUCCUUCAAGCGUACCAUGGUCCGGAGCGUGCUGAUUCAGUGUUUCGGCUUUCUGUCGAGUGCAUUAUCAUCCGUGGUCAAUUAUCAUAACAUAGAAAAUCGCCCAUUGAAUGGCAUCUGCGUCGCCAACCAUACCAGUCCGAUCGAUGUGUUAAUGUUAAUGUGUGACAAUUGUUACUCGCUGAUUGGACAGCGACAUGGCGGAUUUCUGGGAGUGCUCCAGCGAGCGCUGGCCCGAGCAUCACCGCACAUAUGGUUCGAGCGAGCCGAAGCGAAGGAUCGUUUGUUUGUGGCGAAAAGGCUUAAGGAGCACGUGUCGGAUCCAGUCAAUCCACCGAUCCUUAUCUUCCCGGAGGGAACCUGCAUUAACAAUACCUCCGUGAUGCAGUUCAAGAAGGGUAGCUUCGAGGUAGGCGGUGUCAUCUAUCCAGUGGCCAUCAAGUACGAUCCACGCUUUGGUGAUGCCUUCUGGAACAGUUCACGGUACUCGAUGAUGCAGUACCUCUUCCUAAUGAUGACGUCGUGGGCGAUCGUCUGUGAUGUCUGGUAUCUGCCACCGAUGUACCGCGGCGAGGGCGAGUCGGCGAUCGACUUCGCCAACCGGGUGAAGAGCGUCAUCGCCAAGCAGGGCGGUCUGGUCGAUCUCGUCUGGGAUGGGCAGCUGAAGCGCAUGAAGCCAAAGAAGGAGUGGAAGGAAAAGCAGCAGGAAAAGUUCAGCAAGCUGCUGAAGGGCGAAUGACAGGCGGCCUAGCGGUCGUCGCCGUGCCGGCACCACCGAGCGUCCUCGGCAACAACCGCCGGACCGAAGGCGAUCGAGCCGGGAACGAUCACGGCAGAGAAUCAAACGGAGGCAGCCCCACAGUAACCAACGACAAAAGAAAAAACUCGACGAACUCAUGCAUCCUCCAAGGAACCAUCGAACAGCAUACAAACCCCCCCAUUUAUCCACAACGGUCAACACCGAUCAAAUGCCAAUCGACAGUGCUCUUAUACCUUUCGCUUCGACGUUUAGUGUAUUUUGUUCGUGAACUAAAAUUGUUCUAUCCCUUCUUUGCAUUUAUGUUGUUAACAGAACACGUUUUGUACUGUUUCCAUCUUCCGCCCGAUUCGGUUUGCUCUGUUUAGGAAUAGUAUAAAACAUCCGGAUAUACUUACGGUUUAUAGAACCGAACCUCGUGCGCUAACAAAAUGUGUUUGUUUUGGUUUUUCGUAUACGAUUUGCAUUAACACAUCUUCUAUCGCUUGAUUGAUAUUCUUUUACACUUUUUUGUCAAAUCUUUUCCAAAUUUCUGGUUCUGGCAAAGUUGUGUUACUUGUGAUUAAACGUUUUCGCUUAUGAUAAAGAAUUCCCAAAACGGUUUGCAUUACUAACCCUUACAUUUUUCUUGUAUAUUCCUCCCAAUGGGAAGGUUCCAUUUGUUAGUAUGGCGCUUUAAACUAUCGUCGUUCAUGUUUCUUGUUAUUUACAUCAUUCUUUUUCGAGUCUGCUAGCUCAUGGCCUCUGAAGCCAUCUAUAAAUGUUGUAUACCUUUUAAAGCAAACUUGUAACAAUGGGCAAACCAGCUUUAUCUUGGAAAAGAUAGAAUCGCUAGGGCAGCUACUACCAUAAAUGAGUAUAUCCACAGUAUCGUUGGUAUCGUAUCGUUAACGCUACCUUAAAAGCAUUGCGUUGCAUUGAAAAAGGAAAAGAAGGGGAAGGGAUAGUGAAGGUACGGUAGGGUAAGUCGUUUAUCGUGUAUCAUAAGACUGAAAGAAAAAAAAAAGAAUAGUAUGGUGAUGCAGGCAGGACGCGUGAUAGGAAUGGCUAACGCAGACAAACAAUCUGUUAGCGCAUUGUACAUAUUGAGAGAAAGACGAUUUUCUUCGACGAAUGGUCCAAACAGCAGCGAUUAGCGGUGGAAUGUUUGAGCAUAUUUAUACGGAACCAUAUGGCGCAAGUAGGUGAGUGAUCAAUGAUAUGUGCGUAUGUCAAUCACGGGAAGCAUAUAAAAAGGAAACGUUGGCAGGGACAGUGAGAUUACUUAAGAUCGACCAAAACCAAGUGUACGAGCCGUAGGAGGAAACAACCAAGAAACCGAUACUCGAGUAACACGAGUUACACGAAAUUAUUGUUACUAAUCAAAUAUGCAGUCCUUAAAGAAAACAAAACAAGCAUAUGAUACCAAUCAUAAGACCAUUCAUUAGGUCUAACCAAAAUAGAUGCUAUUUGAACACUA
Molecule: messenger RNA, 3882 nt
Organism: Anopheles coustani
Lineage: Eukaryota; Metazoa; Arthropoda; Insecta; Diptera; Culicidae
Gene: Gpat4
Product: glycerol-3-phosphate acyltransferase 3
Exons: 7
Coding region: 570-2405 (611 amino acids)
Biological process (GO): triglyceride biosynthetic process
Cellular component (GO): endoplasmic reticulum
Molecular function (GO): glycerol-3-phosphate O-acyltransferase activity
Source: RefSeq, a predicted model, not a curated record